Molecule: messenger RNA, 4059 nt
Organism: Tigriopus californicus
Lineage: Eukaryota; Metazoa; Arthropoda; Copepoda; Harpacticoida; Harpacticidae
Exons: 3
Coding region: 436-3996 (1186 amino acids)
Biological process (GO): positive regulation of inflammatory response
Cellular component (GO): cytoplasm
Source: RefSeq, a predicted model, not a curated record
UUCUUAAACUGCAUUGGCCCAUGAGGAUCGAGAAGGGGCAGAAAACAACCAGUGUUUCACCUUGGGACUCCCCAGCUAGGCGGCAUUCGAGCUUGGAACUGUUCCCGAGAUUGAGCCGCCAGAUAGUAGUAAUUAUUGCCAAGAGCAAAGAGGCGAUCAAGAGCCGUUCCCAAAGAUCUCAGUGGGUCCAUGUCCCAUUUCGUGGAAGUUGCGUCUUGAUUAAUUGCGAUAUGGAAUGUACUAGACGCACCCACACACACAUACAUCUGUACGGCGUGAGAGGUGAGCUGCGAGCUAUAAACAGUGACUUCAACAUGUGAUAAGGAUCACUUUCCGUUUCCGACCCAAUCCGACCUGACCCGCGGAGUUAUUCUCAUGACCAGGUACCCAGGGAGAUUGGAAGCGAUUACUACAGGACACUCGCACUGAUAGGCCAUGAUUUCUCACCAAUUCUCAUUCCCUGUAUUGCAGCCUUGCAAUGGUAUGAUGGGAAGUAUUGCCGAGAAAACCUUGGGAAAACGAGCUGUAUUCUACAUGAGAAAUGAAGCCAUGGUCGGACGUAUAACCCGUCACCGCCUCCAAACCUUGGCUUCGAUCUUGGGAGUGUCGAGUAUUGUCAAAAUGGAUCUGGACGAGUGUCACGAUGGUGAUGUCAGAUACAGAGUCAUGGGUGAGGUGCUUGACGCGUGGUGCACCAAGGGCACCUUACGAGGAGUGGAUGCCAAUAAAUUGAGUUCCGCCCUGGAUCAAGCCAGGCUCACUUAUCACGCUCAAGCAAUCAGGGAAAUGAGUGGAAAUGGAUCAGACAAUGGCUUGAUUAAGGCUCCGUUGCCAGCCUCGGCCCGUUCAAUCACCUCCAUCCGAAGCAGUCACACUCUGCCCCCGGCCUCAGCUAAUGGUUAUUCCAACCAUCAUUCCACUGGCAAACGGGGCUCCAAAUUGAAUCGAAUGCUCGACCAAGGUGGCCGAGCAGUUUCUUCCAGUUUGAGCCAUUUGGACCGCAGACGGUCCGAUGGGGGCACUGAAGAAGGGAGCGACACCAGUUCCACUUUCCAUGCCAAGAGUGCACUUCCAGACUUCGGGGAAGAUGACAUUUUUGAUAAGAGUGAAAUCUUGCCUAACGUGAGUGAGGAGGACUACAUGGCAGUCCAACCACCCACCUCACCCACCAAAAGGCCGUUUUUGCGAAGGUCAAGGCCAAGUUACACAGUGAGUGGGAAAAUGAAAAGUCCCAAGAAGAAGAAAAGUCCAAUCGGGGACGACGAAGAACGCAGUGAGAAUGGAAUGAAGUUGCCCGCCAUUUCCUCGGCUUCCAACGAUACAGACGAAAGUGGUCCCUUGGAGACACACAGGAUUGGAAAUGGCGAUAUUCCGAAUCGUGUGCAUCCCAGUCGAAUCAGUGCAAACCGUCGACCUUUGAUCGACACUCCGUCUGCUCUUCGUAGCAGGAGAGAAACUUUCAAGCCCAAAAAUAAGGACCGAGAACUGCAUAAAACAUUCACAGUUGACAAAGACCGAGAAGGCAAUGAGAGAAACCAUACCAACAAGAAGCUUCAGCGAAGCCCACGACGCAGGGUGAAGAGCGAUCCUCGAUCUGCCAGAAAGUCACCAAAUGUUGAACCUUCGGAGACCAUUGCCAAGGUCUUUGAUGACGAAGACGAUUCCUUCAUAGCAGAGCUCCGAAAAUCGAAGAUCCAAAAGAUUCGCAAAGUACGGAAGAAGCCUCUUCGGGAAGCUGAGGAGUCAACAAGUCCUCGGAAAAGAGCCUCCCAAGCCUCUCGAUCCAAAUCCCCCAACACUAUGGGCAACCCAAGGGCCCGAGGAGCAACCCUGAUCAGAGACAAGACUCCACCAAAUAAUGAGGCGUCCUCCAGUCCUCGGAAAUCCAAUCAUCGAUUUCGACAAACCCGGUCGGAGUCACCCACCAAGAGAGCCCCAUUCAGCCCCUCUAAAAGGCACACAAAGCCCAAAAUCACCAUCGAAACCGAUGCAAUCGAGGACGAAACGAAGGAGGCAACCUCUCCGACCAAGAAGUCGCGCCAUGGUGUUGCCAAAUAUGGGAGUUGGAGGGAGUUACAAAAGCUUUCAAAAGAGGUACUGAAGAUUCCUCCCGAGGAUCCAGACACCGUCGAGCAGGACAUUGCCAAUGUGAUCAAAACCGUUGCCUACCUCUCUGAGGCUGAGAAGAGCACCUAUGCCAAAUCUAUCCUCCAAAAGGUUCGCAGUGAGAAGUUCCUCGGGUCUUUAUGUCAAAGGGACAAAGAUUACCUGUACUGUGUUGUGCGGGCAAUGGCCAGUUUUGGCACAGAUAUCGCCUUGCACACCAGGACACAAGUGCUUGUGUAUUAUACCUUGGAACGAAUGCGGAGUUUUUGGAUCAAUGCUAGUGAACCCAUUCCGAGUGCGGAGGAAAUCACCAAACACCAAGAUACCAUGGAUUUCCUGAGGAACGCGGCCAAACUUUGUUACAACGUGUCAAAUACGGAACAAAUAGUCGUGACAGGAGUCAUUGAGAAUGAUCGACGUCAUAAACGAGUUUGGUUGCUCUUCAAGCAGUUCGGGGUUCGGAUCCUUAAAAAGAAUUUGGAGCAACUGGGAAUAGUCAAAUUCCAAAACAGGGGCCCGUUUCUGGCGGAAACGGGAAACUUCCUGGAGACGCAUUUCAUUGAUUCCCUAUUCAUUGACUUCCUGGGUGUUCUCCACACUCAUGCAGCGGAAGAGGACAUCAGCGACUUCUCCAAACAAAAGCUCGUCACCACUAUACCUCUCUUGUGUGGUUUGUCUUCCAAAGAAAAGUCUCCCGACCAAAAGAUUGUGGCACAAAUGCUCGAUGGAAUGACCGGGGUUCGGUCCAAAAGAGAUCCUCUUUUUUACGUCAAGUUCUUAGAGCAUCUCUGGAUGGAAUCCCAACAGACGUUCCUCAACGCCGUGUACGAGGCACGGCUGCGAAAGAUCACUAUCUAUCCACCUCCGGGGGACCGACAGAUUGUAUUGGCAUUGGCGAGGUUAUAUCCUCACGAUGUGAUCCCCUUGGCAUAUUACCUCCACAACAUCGACCACAACCACGUUCAACUUGAGGGCCUGAUGCUCCAAGAUUGCGGGUUGGACGACUCAAGUCUGAAGAUCUUAGGCAAGACUUUGUUCCAAAUUGGCAAAAUACAAAUGACCGGGAACUAUUUCACAAUGAAAGGCAUAUUCGACCUGACCAAGACCAUCAAGGGGCUUGAGAGCAUCAAGAUUCGCAGCCUCGACCUGACCGACUCCAAUAUCGAGGACGAAUGUCUGGGCAAAUUGGGACCACUUCUGCCAGCCUUGGAAGAGCUUGUUUUGUCAGAAAACUUUAUCACGUGGUACGGGAUCCGGAAGAUCACUCAACCUCAUAAGAAAACCAAGCGGCUCCGAAAGCUAGACAUGAGUCGGUGCCAUUUGAAUGAGCACGCGUUUUACGAAAUGAUCCCGUUGACCAUCAAAACGGAAGAGGUCACCCUUGAGGGAAAUGAGUUCACGCCGUUAGAGAUGAAGAUCUUCGCCCGCCAGAUUAGGGAGGCCCAAACUGUUAAAUUGGAGACCCUGAACUUGACCAAUUGUCAAUUGGACGACGAAUGCCUGGCCGAAAUUGCCAAGUUUGCCACCAAGGUAGCCAACCUGAUCCUCCAAGCCAAUGUAUUUUCCCACAUAGGGAUAAAGGCCUUUGUCAAAUACUGCAAGAAGCAUGAGAUGGGCAAUCUCAAGAGUAUCAAUUUGAAAGGGUGUAAAAUGAAGGACUCGGCUCUGGAAGAGCUGGCUCAGAUCCUGCCAAACCUCGAGAGUGCCAUUCUCAGCAGCAACAACUUCUCCAGUGCCACAGGCGUCAAACAGUUGGUCGAAAGCUUGACGAAUGCAGACACAGUCAAUCUGAAGUAUUUGGAACUUCGCCAUUGCAAGCUUCUGGACGGAAGCAAAAGAAUGCUCGGUGAUGUAGCCAAAAAGAAUCGUAUCGAGGUGAAGAUGUUCUAGUUAAUCAAACCCAUGAAUAAAGCAAAUUUCUGAACACACCCACCCGCACACAUACGGUACACU